Closterium sp. Naga37s-1 is the source of this 438-nucleotide messenger RNA. The record is from the annotation of a GenBank genome assembly. NCBI's taxonomy places the organism in Eukaryota, Viridiplantae, Streptophyta, Zygnematophyceae, Desmidiales, Closteriaceae.
AUGACCUUAUCAAUUUUCAGCCGCAGCUCUGCCCCUGGAGGCACCCAGGGGAGCACGUUGCUCGAGAUAACACUGGAAUUAGAGAUGAAGUUGAAGAAUUCGGAUGAAUUCAAUUUGCGUGGCAGCUUGGCAUCCAUGACUGUGGGAAAAAAACUGGAGAGGAUGGCACAGAGCGUCAGUAUAGAAGACUGGAAAGCAUUUGGAUUGUAUCAAGAAAGGAAGUGUGUCAUCAUGAAGGAGAAGGGGAAGGAGUAUUCAGCAACUGAGUUCAUCCUCAUUGAUGACUCAUCAUUGCUGGGGGAUGUCGUGGCCGAUCUACAAAGGGCUGAGGAGAAGUGGAACCGGCCCGUAGAAAAAAGCCUACUUUACCACCGCAGGUUUUCAUCUGGCGAGUCCGGUAACUUGAGAAAAGACCCUGUUUACCUUUUUCUCCGCUAA